Messenger RNA from Carcharodon carcharias (great white shark), 1892 nucleotides. Its product is annotated as polyhomeotic-like protein 1. The record is from RefSeq and is a predicted model, not a curated record. Lineage: Eukaryota; Metazoa; Chordata; Chondrichthyes; Lamniformes; Lamnidae. Gene Ontology annotation, cellular component: nucleus. The transcript is spliced from 12 exons. The annotation marks the transcript as partial. Gene Ontology annotation, molecular function: zinc ion binding.
GCAGCCAGGUCAGCUGACCGGCAGCGGAAGUAGCUGGGGAAAUAAAGGGAAGAGGAGCAGAGGAGAAGUGCCGCUUGCUAUGGAUAAUGAGAAUGAGCAGAGUGCUAGCCCCGCGAGUGGAAGUGGCGGCAACAAUGGUGGAGGGGGAAACCCACGACCCCAGGUGUCUCAGAUGUCGCUGUAUGAGCGCCAGGCUGUGCAGGCCCUGCAGGCGUUACAGCGACAGCCGAAUGCUGCUGCUCAGUAUCUCCAGCAGAUGUACGCCGUCCAGCACCAACACAUGAUGUUGCAGCAGCACCUGAACAGUGCGCAGCUUCAGAGUCUGGCUGCGGUCCAGCAGGUGACGUUAGCAGCCAGCAGACAGGUCACUUCUCCGAGUGUGAGUGAGACCCAAACGACUGGGACGUCACAGAGUACGAUCAAUCUGGCCACCAGUUCAGGUGCACAGCUCAGUAGCCGAGCUCAGACGGUCAGUUCGCCUGUGACCAGUUCCCUGCUGGGGAACAGCACCAGUACCAGCAGCAGCAGCACCCCCACCCUCACCCCCACCCAGGCCAAGAUGUACCUACAGGCACAGCUGCCGCAGCCUGGGAGUCUGCUGCAAGUAGCCCGCACUCUUACCCGGAAUGUGCCGCUCGCACCUCAGCUCAUACUCAUGCCCGGAGGCAGCGUCACUACUGUACAGCCCGAGGUGACAGCAACUAGCAGUGGGCUACAGACUGAAACCGAGCAGGCCCAGAACCUGGCCCUGCGGAGCCAGCAGACGAUGGCCUCGGGGGUCCCGCUCCAGAGCUCCGGCCAGAAGACCACCUCGGUGGUGGUCAGCCAGUCGUCCAGCCUGAGCCCGGCCCAGACCAUCACCGUCACCCAGGCCUCCUCCCUCAACCUGGUCAGCCAGCCCACCGCCGCCGCCAAAGGAUCCGGGAGCGGGGCCACGCCGGGAAUCGGACACUCCAGCCAGGCCGAGGCCGACAACAUCCUGAAAAAGGCCGAAGCGGACGGGGCAGCGAGUGCCCAGAGCUGUGGGAUUAACCUGACUCGCAGCGUCACUCCCACCGGACAGACGCUCAUCAGCUCAGCUGUCACUAACACCGUUGCUGGUUUGGUUCCCACAGCCAAAGGGGAGGUGAUCCAUUCAGGUCCCCCUGUCCUGACCUCCAUCAGCUCCCUCAACGCCCCCACUCUCCUGAAGGUCAACACUCGGUACGGAGGAGACAUCAAACCACCACAGGCCAUUGUAAAACCUCACAUCCUGACCCACGUCAUCGAGGGCUUUGUCAUCCAGGAGGGAGCUGAACCUUUCCCAGUGGAUUCCCUCUUGGCCGCUGCAGACAAUAAACAGAAGCAGCAGGAACCUCCUGUCCUCCAGCCCGAGACCCUUCACCUGGAGAAGGAGCCUCUUCAGCAAGAAGGGUCAGAGGUCACACCGGAGUUACUGAAAUGUGAAUUCUGUGGGCGGCUCGAACAGGCCGAGAAGUUCAAGAGGUCAAAGCGAUUCUGCUCAAUGGCCUGUGCGAAGAGGUACAACGUGAGCUGUCGGAAAGGUGUGCGGAGGUUCACCAUGGACAAACUGAGCCAGCUCCACAAGGACACAGAUCCCCGGAUCGGACGCAGGACAACCCGCAAGGGAAGUGGAGACAGUGUCCGGGUCAACAUUCCCAAAAAACAGCUCAAGAAUCAGGAGGAUUCAAGCCGAGUCUCUGACAAUCCCAGCUAUGAUGAGGCCCUGUCUCCGAACCUGGUUCAGCUUCGACAGUCACAGUGUGACCGGGAAUCAAACAGCGGGACUUCCGGAAUGCCGGACCUGAUGGCAAUUAGUCCCAGCUUCCGGAAUGGGAGUCCUGCUCUCUGGUCGGUGGAGCAAGUUCAUGACUUCAUUUCCUCUUUACCUG